Messenger RNA from Trichomonas vaginalis G3, 576 nucleotides. RefSeq lists its product as uncharacterized. The record is from RefSeq and is a predicted model, not a curated record. NCBI's taxonomy places the organism in Eukaryota, Parabasalia, Trichomonadida, Trichomonadidae. The transcript has a single exon. The coding region runs from base 1 to 576 and encodes 191 amino acids.
AUGAAAGUUUUUAACACAAAGCUUCAAACGGUAGUGAGAGAACAACUGACUGCGGAAGGGCAUCCAUUACCUUCAGAAGUUACCAUAGCAUAUAAUUUUGAAACAAACUCAAUAGAUUUUAAAGUCAUCUCUGCAAAUAAGUCAGGUUUUACAUUUAAUGAAGCAGAUGUAUAUUCGAAUGAAAACUUCAAAGCUAUUGCAUGGUUAGAUAAUGACGAUUGCUUUAAGAAAAUAUUUAAAUUCAGUGACUCAACGAUGUCAAUAGAUGACCUUCGUGGAAUGUUACCAUCGACGUUUACAGUUGAAGGUUCAGCAGGAUUGCUUACAAGAUUGUCAAUUGGUGGUAUUUGGUCUCGUGAGAACAUUGUUAUAAAAUCCAGUAUAAGUGAAUUUGCUGAAGAAUCUAUAUUAUGUCUUUCAAACUACAUGUAUUCGCCACCGAAGCAUUAUAGUAUAACAAACUUUGUCAGUAAGUUUAACAUAAGACUUGUCGAACCUUCUUCAAUGAAAGAUGUUGUGCUACCUAAAGAUGGAAAGGAUGGACUCAUUAUUGAGAUGAUUUUAAUAGCAUAUUAA